AUGGAGACUGAGGCAGUUUUCAUGGAGGCUGUUUGGUUGAGGCAGGAGGAGACAGAUGGAUCUGAGGGAAGGGGAGAGCUGGAUAGGGCAUGGGAUAUGGAGGAGGAGAGAGCGCUCAAAUCUGCUUUCAAGGCCAACGCCAGGCUACAUAAGGCACGCUACUCUGACUCCAGGACAGUGCUGUUGGCCAGAGUCAAGAUUUACUCCUUCAGGAUGAGAAUCAUAUUUCUACUUUUGGUGUUUGUCAGUGUUUUGAGGGCAGCAGAUCCCAGAAGCUGCGAGUCCAGUUUGGAUCUGUCCACGAACCCCUCGUCUCUGUCAGAGGGACGGACCCUCGGGCUGGGGGACAUCCACACUCGCUCUCUGUCUCCCUGGACCUGGAGAAUGUCCACGGUGCAGACACAGAUCCCCUCGACUCUGUGGGAGGCCGAGUGCAGCAGCAGCGUGUGUCUGUUCCCCCAGGACGGGACAGCGCAGGGGGGUGGGGCCACGGCGGGUCAUGGCCUGGGUCUCAGCGCGGUACCCAUUCACCAGGAGCUCCUUGUGUUGGAGAGGCACUCGGGCUCGAACUGCUUCACCGCCUCCUUCCGGCGUGUGGCGGUGGGCUGCACCUGUGUCCGAUCUGCUGUGGGCUCCACAUGA
This is a messenger RNA of Knipowitschia caucasica, 642 nucleotides long. NCBI's taxonomy places the organism in Eukaryota, Metazoa, Chordata, Actinopteri, Gobiiformes, Gobiidae. The record is from the annotation of a GenBank genome assembly.